Lotus japonicus is the source of this 2003-nucleotide messenger RNA. RefSeq lists its product as uncharacterized. Gene Ontology annotation, molecular function: RNA binding. Bases 549 to 1400 code for a protein of 283 amino acids. The transcript has 8 exons. NCBI's taxonomy places the organism in Eukaryota, Viridiplantae, Streptophyta, Magnoliopsida, Fabales, Fabaceae. The record is from RefSeq and is a predicted model, not a curated record.
AGUGACUCUGGCCUGGCCCUGCCUUUUCUUUUUCCUCAAUUUCCCCCAUUUUCUCUCUCUCUCUCGCCGUCAGUUACUCCUCCUCUUCGCUGUCGUUUCAAUUCAUUCCUGCUUCUUCUCCUUCAAAUCCAAAAUCCUAAAUCAAUCACAACAUGAAUCACUCCCACUCUCCUCCCCCUACAUCAUCAUCAUCAUCACCAUCACCAACAACCAUCAUCAUUCAUUGAUCCCAAAACCAAAAACACACCCUCUUCUUCUUCUUCCACUGUAUAUACUACUACUACUACUUAAGAUUCUUUUUACUCUUACCACCAUCAUCACACCAUCCUAUUCCUUUUCCCACCACCCACCUUUCUCAAUUCUAGGGUUUUCACUUUUCACUUUCAUUUCGUUAGGUUUCCUCCUCCGUCACCCUCUCUCUCUCUCUCUCCACUUCAUGUGGAUACUUGUUCCUCUGCUUAUGAUCUGAAUUCAGUACGAUUGAUUUCUGUAUUCAUUGUAAUUGGGGUGAGGGGGAGAGUGGUGAUUGAUUGAUUGAUUGUUGAUUAAUGGCGUACCAGGCGAUUCAGGGUUCGAGUUCAGGAUCGAGUUCGGGGUUUCAAAUGGUGAAUUCUCCGUUCGGUGACACCACUUUCACCAAGGUCUUCGUUGGUGGAUUGGCUUGGGAGACUCAGAGUGAAACCAUGCGUCGUUACUUUGAGCAAUUCGGGGAGAUUCUUGAGGCGGUUGUGAUCACUGAUAAGAACACUGGGCGAUCCAAAGGCUAUGGUUUUGUGACUUUCCGGGAUCCCGAGGCUGCAAGGAGAGCCUGUGCUGAUCCAGCUCCUGUCAUUGAUGGUAGAAGGGCUAAUUGUAACUUGGCUUCACUUGGUCGACCACGCCCACCUCUUCCCUAUGGUCGGAUAAGACCAGCCUCCCAUUAUGUUGGAAGUUUGCAACCAGCACGUGGUUCUUAUGUUGGAGGUUUUGGCUACCAGCAGCAGCCACUUUCCUACGGCUAUCAACAAGGAUUGGUAUAUCCUCCUUAUGGGUAUACGACGUAUGGACCUGAAUACAUCUACCCACAGAAUGUGUACAACCCAUAUGUGGGUCAGCAGUACCUUCAGAUAUAUGGAGUGCCUGGGGCAGUGAACACUACUGUUUAUCCUUAUGGACAAUUGGGUCAGACUAUUCCUAGUGGUCACGGUUAUACAGCAAUGCCAGGUUAUACUGUACCAGCUCAUCAGAUUGUGCCGUACGGCGGAUCCAGUGUUAAUUCCAUAACAACUUCACCUAUGCCUGCCAUUCAAGCAUCAUAUCCUAGUGGAAUAGCUUCACCAGUUCCAGGCCAACCCCAAUUUAUUGUUCCUGCUCCUUCUCAAUUUAUGCAAGGUGGUGGUCAUGACCAAACAGCCGGGUGAGGGGACGAAUAAGAUAUCCAUAGUUUGCAGCAGGUCUAAGAGCAGUGGAACUCUACUUGAGUGGCAGGCUUCCAAUCUAGCCUUGCAAGUUAAUUAUUCUGCAUUCUAGAGGUCAUAUAUAGUCAUGCUCACCAAGCUGUGUUCGAGUCGCUUCGAUGGCAAAGGAAAUUGGAACAUGUUCACACUAGUGUAUUUAUACCUAAUACUACCCGUACUCAGGAAGAGUGGCGGCAGUAUUGGAUCAAUGGGUGUUGGAAUGGGUUUCUGGCAGCCAUGUAGUAAUAAACUUGUGUAAAAAGAAAAUGGUGUCCGAAUCAAAAUAUGAUUCUUUGUAGUCUUGUCCAGCAUUGGGUUUGUAGAUAGUUGUCAAUGUUAGUGAAUUGUGUGGCGAUGGAGGGUCCAUCACAUUGAAUGUAAUUUUUGUGCAUAGUAGUUGUCAUAGGUUCUACAAGAAGACAGGGGUGUAAUUUUAUUAUUUCAAAAACCUGCCGUUUAUGCAGGGUAGAACCAUCAGUAUUUUCCAUUGGAGAAGGUUGCAGUGGUUCUAUGAUGUUAUAUAUUACCUUCAUUCAGCAUGGUCAUAUGAUAAAACAUUUUCUUCAA